Spirometra erinaceieuropaei is the source of this 4234-nucleotide messenger RNA. The record is from the annotation of a GenBank genome assembly. Lineage: Eukaryota; Metazoa; Platyhelminthes; Cestoda; Diphyllobothriidea; Diphyllobothriidae.
AUGGCGACACCCGUUGGGAUGCUUUGCGACUACGAAUCGUCGGUUGAUGUAAUAACCUUUUUUGCUGAUUUGUAGAACGAGGUUUACAACAUAAACACUGUAUUUCUCGUAACUUCACUUGCAUUUUAAUCAUUUGGCCGUGCAGUGCCUUUUUCCUUUUCAUUUACGUCGUUUCCUUGGUCCACACCGAGCUCUGUAGUGCUUCGUAUCUAUUUUGAUCCGUACAGAUACUCUUUAGGCGCCAGUCUCUGAUUUGUCGAGCUUUCGUCUGCGUACCACUGCACGUUUCACCUCCUUACGCCCAUGUUCGGUCGUACGGUUUUCAGGACCUGCAUUUGAUUUAAACGCAGUCUUCUUUUGACUGAAUUAUAAAGUCUCAUUAAUGGUCUAGUGGCAUGCCUUUGCGCAUAUUUCGCGUCUUAGGUUGCCCAGUAGCUUGUUCAUUACAGUCACCUAGGAACACCUGCAACGAUGGCGACUUGGGGACAUAUGUCUAGCAUAUGCUGGGCGAUUGCAAUUCCUCGCCAACCCUCAGGCAUUCCAAAUCGUUUUGUAUUCCCGAGUGUUCCACUAGCCGAUGUCAAAAGCUACACCCCUAUCUGACUGUUUAUUGGUUGCAAUGUGUAAUUGUAGGACGGCGAUGCAUUGUCAGGUUUGCAUAAGUUUGACGCUAUGAUUCAAGUGCUCCGGGAAACUCCAGAGCUCAACAUAACGACGGACUAGUGAACAUUCCCCUUUGAUGGCCCAUAGAACACUUAAUAAGUCUUAAGUGGGCCCUGUCAAAUCUGUUUGCAAAGUUAGAGGUUAAUUUCUACUGCAGAUGGGAAAUUCCUGACAACAGUUAGAAGCGAGUGUCCUGGAGUCUCCAUAAUACGUAAAUACACCAGACCAUCACUCCGCCAGAGUACUCAUUAGGUCGCAGCGAGAUACCCGGCACGGACCCUUUACUGUUUCCUGAAUAUUUUGGGCAUCCCGGUUGACACGUACAAAGCAAUUCGGCCAGGUGCAUUUAGCGAGCGCACAAACUUCAUCUAACAAUGAAGAAAAGUCUGCCGACUGGUGGGUCUCAUCUCAGCAUUUACGGACAUCAUUUUAAUCGCGAUGACGCCUGUGAUUUUUGGUCCUGUGCUAUCGGUAGAUAGAUUUGUGCAUUCAGACUUCGCAAAUAUCUGUCUAUGGAAGUAUGGAGAUUAUUUGCGAUUAAGUCUGUUUUAAGAGUUACUUACUUCACUGGCUUUCAUGUGUCUGGGGCGAGGCUGCCACUGUUCACCGCACCUCAGCUCUAGAGUAGUAUCUUUACUGAAAUUUGCGGCUAGCACCUAUUCAUACUGCUUUAUUUUAUAGGACUCAACCGAGGAACCGCAGCAGGUUAAUGAGCCCACGCAACAGUCAGAUGUAAGCUUUCUCCACCAACCCUUUUAAAUCAGUAACAAUUUACACUUUACACGUUUCUCACUAAGCUAGUUUGUUUCAUGGGAUACCAAGGUUCCAGAGAGGUCGUCUCCUCAUCCAACAUCAUCCAGCUCCUCCGAUGAAAAAAGUGUUGACUCGCCUAAACGGAAGCCCUCUCUUCCCCGGCAGUAUAGAAGCAAACGACGGUCUUCUCGGGACAAGGCCUCGUGUUCUCGCUCCAGGUCUUCAAGCAGCCAUAGGUUAGGGAACCUACAAGCGCUGAUUUCUUUAUUUCCAAAUCACUUAAGCCCUUUCUAACUAGUUGCUUCAUUGUAGGUCGCGCGAUCGUCGUGACCGGCAUUCAGAACGCCGCGAUCGUCACUACAGAAGACGGAUUAACCGUUCUUCCGAUCGUGAUCGUCAUCGGCGACGUGGUUCAAGCCGACAUCGUCACAGACGAUCUUCCGGCAGACACCAUUACAGAAGCAGAUCCAGGCAUGGGUCUUCAUCGCACCGCAGCCGCUAUGAAGAUAAACAUUGUGGGCCUUCACGAUCCAGGCUUACAAAUGGUGUAACCCGUCGGGAUUUGGAAUCAAGACCCGAGCCCAAGGUACUAACUGAUUAUAAAAUGAACACUUUCUAAUAUAUAUUUUUUUCAACUUUUAGCCUGUAGAACCACCAAAACCUAUUGAUCCUGCUGUCGCCGCCAAAGAGGUAGCAGCAAAGGCUUCGGCUAUGAUUGCGUCUGCGAUGAGUCGGAAUCUAGUUCAGCCUGCAACAGGUACGCUUUUCACAACUUUCUCCAAUGACGUUCUGGACUUAGUUAACUAUUGCAGAAGAAAUAGAAAAACGUACGUACAUAUGUCCGCUCAGCAACUGGCUCGUAACCGCACUGAUAGGCGAGGCAUAGCGUCACGCCGGCCACUACACCUGGUACCUUUCCCCAUUCGUCAUUGUUACUAGUGUAUAAUAUAAAGGAUAAAAUUUUACGCGGAGUAUGCGUAUACCUUUCUUAGGCUAGAUCGCAGUUGGUAGCGAGGAAUGGGGAAGCGGACGACGACCUUAGUCCUAAUCCUAAACUUAGCCCGAACCUUAACCUUAAACGUUAGCCGUUAACCCUAAAGGCAACCUUAAUCGAAAUCGUCAACUUAAACAUAGCCCUUAGACAUAGCCGUAACUGAAAAACCUAGCCGUAAUACUGAUACCUAUUCGUACGUUCAAACCCUAACCAUAAUCCGAAAACCUAAGCCCAAAGGCAUAACCCUAACCCGAAAAUCGGAAACCAUUAACCGGUACCCUAAUCCUAACCUCAAACGUAAAACGGAAGCCAAAUGGGUCAGAUGUAAUCACAUAACCUCAGUAAAUUACCCUCCCCCCGCCACCUGUAAUGCGGGUCCUGGCUACCAACUGCGAUCUAGCCCUUAUUAUAACCCUGACGUGCUUUUGAUCCACGACGUAAACAUCACAAUGCCCCCACUGCAGGUCGAGUAAACGGGGCUUCAAUUUUGCAUUUCACACCCAAGCUGUAGAAUACAAUUUUAGAACCUGACCAUACAAAAGCGCCCAAAUAUAGGGGAGUACUUGAUGUUUUUUACAUGUCGCACGUCACCUAGUUGCAGUACGAGUCUACUGAACAUGCCAGUGUGCACUGCCCUGUAAAGUCAUCGUGAGCUUUGCUAACUUCGCCUAAGGUCACAGGUCUGGCAUGUAAAAAUGACGAGUUUUGGAGCUGCAUUAAUAAAACAACACUGAAAUACUUGUUUAUCAUCUGGUCGACCCCUAGCUUACAAUAGACCGAUGCUAUUGAGGUCUAGCUUUUGAAUCGUUUCUUUGGUGCAUUUUCCACCUCAUUUUGGUGCUGAUGCGUAGUUUCUCGUUACUCGGCAGACCAUUCCUACUUCCGCAUAAUUUUGCUUUAUAGAUGCCAACGGACUGCCCCGUGUAGACCCGAAGGAUAUUCUGGCCAAAAUUCAGGAAACACAGUUAGCUCAGGCAAAAGCCCAGGCAGAAGCCGCAGCUGUUGCAGCAAAUAUUCCAAAAUUUUAUAAUCCAUUGUCGGUAAAUGCCGCAAAGUUAGCUGAACAACAACAGAAACGGAAGUUACUCUGGUCCAAAAAAACAGCUGAUAAGAAAGAGGUGAGAUUUGGACACUCCUUUCUUAGUUUCUCCGUUUGUCGUUUUUGCCCUCUUCGGGGUCCACAACCUAUUUCCGUUGCUGAAUCCAAUGAUAUUUGUCAAGUCAAUUUUCCACGAUUUCCUGUGUGUGGCCCUUGCUUACACUCACUCAAGCCAGCCGACUGGCAAUUCUUCAGGGAGAAGGUGUGGAUUAUGCUUAGAAUGGACAGUUUGCUCUGUAAGCAGUACCGUUAAAUUCCUGCUUAGGCCACCAUCAUAUGCGUCUAUUCUGUCAGCUACGAGGGCAUUUAAGUCACACGUAUUCCGAAAAAUGAAUCCGAUUUACGCACGAGACUGAAGGGCCGCUGUCGAAACCAGCCUAUGAGCCUCGGCUUUUUGCAUCACACCAUGCUUAUGACUCCCACCUUUCCAUUGGUGUUUCGCUAACAACGCAUACAUCCGAGGUUGUUCUGCGAAUCCACCCUGACUUCAUCCUUGGCAUAUUCUGUUUGGGCUAUGAGGCCUCCCGUCGGUUGGAUUUGAGCCACUAAAGGCCGUGCUGUGAAUCAGCUAGUAGAAACACCGUAUGUCAGUGUUUGUGGAAGCCUGCCUCAUUCCCGAACUGUAAGACCAGACCACUAAAGGUUUCCCUCCUACACUUACAUUUGUUUUCAAGCAACACGCGUGCUCGCUUCUUCAACUAAACGGCCAGAUUUCGGUCACGUGA